Molecule: messenger RNA, 552 nt
Organism: Stylonychia lemnae
Lineage: Eukaryota; Ciliophora; Spirotrichea; Sporadotrichida; Oxytrichidae
Source: the annotation of a GenBank genome assembly
AUGAAAUUUGAUAUUGACAUGCUUAAAUACGUGACUAAACCAAGAGCCCCAUUAAUAAUCAGCUUCUUAUUGCUUGGAGCAUCUUUUUUAUCAUUUGCUUGCUUUUUGACUGGAAUAGGUUGCGGUGGAAUAUCAGGAUUAUUGUAUAUGAAGUAUUCUACCUAUCAUACUCUAAGUUCAACUCAAGCUGCACCUGGAAUAAUUCAAAGAUUUUCGAGAAGCUUGAAUGUGCCUCUACUAGGGCUUGUAUCUCUUGCUCUAUCAUUGACAUUUUUAGAUGAUUUAUAGAUGUAUUCUUUCUUACCUUCAGCCUUGUUUGCUGGAAUAUUCAUGAUUCAAGCCUCUUUCCUAACUAGAGAUUUGAGAGUCCCACUAUGGUAUGAGAUGUUAAGAGUGGAGAAAAACAUUAACGUAUAAACAAAUAUCAGACCUAAAUAGAAUAAGAGAAGCAAUAAUUGUCUUUAAAUAGAACUGGACUAACUUAAAAACAAAUUGAUCAAGAACAAAGAAUAAUAAAUGAAAACUUAAAGAACCCUUUCAUCUGAUUGGUGA